AUGAAAGCUCAAGAUGAAAGUAAUUAUAACGACUUAUUUUUAGAACUAAAAAAUCAUCAAGAAGAUAAGAAUAAGACAAAAAAUAGAGAAGAAGUAUUGGAACCUUUGACAUGCGUUGCCACAUUAGAUGAUGAAAUAUCUUUAAAAGAGUCAAACAAAAAAAUACAAUACAAACCAAGUGAACUUUUAGAAGUAUUCAAAUCAAUUCCUAAACAUUAUUUAACAAAAGCAUCAUUACAAUUACCUAACUACUCAUUUUGGAGGAUACAUCAUCCAGGUUCCAACGUAAAAAGGUCGUCCAUGAAGACCAAGGAAGAAAAUACCUUAUCUACGAAAAAUGUGUCAAGAAAAAGCAGUCUUUGGAAUAAGAUGCCAGAGGAAGAAUAUAAAGUGGAUAAAAAUAUUUCAAUCAACCAGGACAGUUUAAAUGAUUAUGAAAAUACCUCCCCUACUUCAAUCUUUUCAAAGUUUUUCUCAAUCAGUUCAGGUUCAACUCAUUCUGGACAAUCAUCGAUAGAGACAUCACCAUUAAACUCACCUAGUUCGAACAUAUUUGAUGCCUCCAAUAGAGAAGAAUAUUUUCCGCAAUAUAUGGGGUUCAUUGAAAUGAACAAUGACAAACGAUUUACUAAUCCUUUUUUAAAUGAUAAUAAACAGCAGAACAUACCACAAGUCAGCUGGAAUAACGAAUGUUAUCCAAUGGCAUACAAUGGUGUCACAAAGUCCAGCAAGCAAUACUCAACAAACUUGAAUAAUAUGCCGAAUCACAUAUUUAAUAAUCCAGAAAACGUUAUAUAUCCUAAUAUGUUUCGAAGGAACUCUACUAACUCUAACCUAAUUCAAAAUACUUUCAAUCAGCAACCAAUAUCAACUAAUGCUAAUAAUUUCAGAUCCAAUGUCAAAAACAGAUCUUAUAGUAAUCCUGAAAAUAAUGUUUUUGAAAAUUUUUUCUGUUAUUAUCCUAACCCUUUUUUGCCUGACAAUAAACUUAAGUCAUAUCCAGUACUCGACGAAAAUAACCCUCCUGUCUAUUAUAAUAGGACUGAAAAGAAUGAUAUUAACUAUUAUCAAAGUGAACAGACCACAUUACCUAAUUCAAGUAUUAACAAAGCAAAUUAUGAGAAUCAGUAUUUUACCCAACCACACAUCUAA
Molecule: messenger RNA, 1152 nt
Organism: Tetrapisispora phaffii CBS 4417
Lineage: Eukaryota; Fungi; Ascomycota; Saccharomycetes; Saccharomycetales; Saccharomycetaceae
Exons: 1
Coding region: 1-1152 (383 amino acids)
Source: RefSeq, a predicted model, not a curated record